CGAAGAGGAAGAAAUAGAGAACAGAGUAAUAAAUCAUCAAUGGACGUCACGUCGAAAAAAGACCAAGGCGGUUCUAAGAGGUACAGCCUUCGCCCAGUUUCGCGCGAGUCUCGAAGCAAGCUAGCUGUAUUGGCGGCUUUUGAGGACGAGGAGGAAGAAAUGUGUAACGAAUGUUUCAGUGAUUCUACACGGCUACGAAGAUACCCCCAUUUGAGGACAUCAAGGGACUGCGCCACUGUGAGGGAAAGAAAUCGAAUGCAUAAGUUGAACCGGGCGUUCGAAGAAUUGAGAAAAGUCAUUCCUAAAACAAGCUAUAACGGAGAAGAGAAACUCUCAAAGAUCGCUACUCUAAGAUUAGCGAUUCACUAUAUUUCUGUCCUAUCGAACAUCUUAAAACAGGACUCUGGGGAAGAAAGAGACGAAGACGAAAUACAACCAACGAGUAAAAGACAACGUCUGAGCGACGAAGAACAAGAAACGGCCUCUAAUUCAAGUAGUAACGAAUGUGGGUCCGAGCACUCCCCUGAAGGAAUCUUCUUUAAUGAAAGUAAGUGCCUCUAAGCCCUAUUUAAUAAAAAGUGUACACAUAACUUUUGUUGCUCGCUCAAAGACGACAGGUUCCGGCUUUUCGUUUGAAAAGGUGGCAAAUUUUACACCUAACUUUGGGGUAAGGUGUACAAAAGCUUCAAGGGGGUGAAAUCGAAUUUAUGCCCCCAGCGUAGAAUGGCUAAGCAAUGUAAUUUUCUUCGUGCGGAGCGGUUGAACGUUCAAAAAUUGAGACACAUUCGUUCAAUAUUUAUUUCGAUGUUACCGAACGUAAACAUGUCUGGUGCUUUUAAGUGAGCUUAGGUUUAAAUCUCCAUAAGGUUAAUUGCCUUUAGCCUCCAAUUUGCGGGUUCAAGUUCUUUUAAAAGGUCUCCAACUGUUUUUUAACAACAGAAUUACCCUUUUUUUUAUUAUACCAACACUAAGAAGUGCCCGGCUUACCGUAGCCGGUUUAAUCAUUUGUUCGACAACUUGGUCAGUGCAAAUAAAAAUCCUUGCGAUCAGUCUGGACCUCGUACUAGUCACUGUUCAAAGAACGACUACAUUUUAAACCUGUUAGUUCUGUGCCGGUGUACACUAUAUAGAGUAUUACAUUUUCCUGUGGCGAUUUUUCACAAGACGGCUCUGACGUUUAAGUUAAUGCGUGAAACACCCAUGGAAGCUUUCACUGCGACAGUCGCUCCAUGUAUUUGCUGUCACUUUCAAGGCAGUUCAAUAUUUUAAAUUGUGCGUGAAAUCUCAAAGCCUCCCAUUACGAAUGAGGCCAUGCACUGAGCAGUCCUUCAGUUACAUCAGGUGCUUUCAUGAUCUUGUUGUAUAAGGUGGCUUUCUCCUCUGAAUCUGUCUCGAUGAAGUCUUAGUUUUGCACCAGACGAAAGCUACCUUUGCAGAAUAUUAAUAUGAUAAGUUCCCGAGGUUUUUUAUUAGUCUUGUUUGCAGUUUUAGUUAAAAACCACUGAGCUCACUGAACAGUUUUGUUGCCUAGGUUUUGACUCUGUUGGUGAAAAUGUGUCCAUUUAAUAUGAAAAUUAAACUAUAUGAGUUUCCCAUGAUACUGUUUGUCUACAAGCUAGAAGUUAAUGUCUGAUUCUGAAGUUCUGAAAAAAUUUGGUCACUUAAACUGAAAUCUCGACUGAGAGCGGGUUCUUUCCUCUCAACUGUUUAUUGAGUUGUACAAUAUUAUCAACUAUUUUCCACUUAAAAUAUGACAGCCCAUAGAAGUUUUGAUCAACAAGCACUGCAAUUUCGUGUUGAUGACCUUUACGGAUAUACUGCUCAAUUAUGAGGAAUCGCUAAAAAUCUGUAAAAUCUCUAUUUUACACUUGCAUGGCGGUAGGCAUUAGGAUGCAAAUAUGCGGUUUUGUAUUACCAUAUUUACCCCUGGUUUCUUCGAAGUUUGCACUUUUUUGCCUCAAGGAAAUUAAUAUAUAGUAAAUCUAAUUUUGUAGAGUGUGUAUACCAUCCAAAACGCGUUCUCAUAUUAACGUGACCACCAUUAAUCGAUUAAAAUAAUUGUUUGUUUGCAGGUUUUUGGUGUGGAACACUUGAAGAGUUUGUUGGCCCAAACUGGGACGAAAUUACACUCAACGAUGCCCUUCAAGCUUACGCCAUCAGUGACAUCUGA
Messenger RNA from Porites evermanni, 2170 nucleotides. NCBI's taxonomy places the organism in Eukaryota, Metazoa, Cnidaria, Anthozoa, Scleractinia, Poritidae. The record is from the annotation of a GenBank genome assembly.